UCCACCCAGACCACACAAUCAGCAUUGUUUCUCAACAGAAAGUCUCCAUUCCCCACACUUUCUCUUCCUUUCUGUUACCACCAACCUUUUCUAGUCUUUUCUAGCACCAACCUUGUUAAAACACUAAACCCAAAGUUCAUAACUUUUUCUUGCAUAAUUUGAAGCUUCUCAUCCCCAAGAUCUUGCAGAAGAGCUAUGAUGGCUGUUUUUGUACUCUCUUUAGUGCUUCUCUUUGCCUUGGCUGGCCAUUCAAGUGCAAUGUACUGUUUAUGCAAAGAUGGGAGCAGUGUGGCUCAGCUUCAGAAGAACAUAGAUUUUUCCUGUGGAAGUGGGGCUGAUUGUAGUGCAAUCCUUCAAAAUGGGGCAUGUUUUAAUCCCAACACUGUGAAAGAUCAUUGCAACUAUGCUGUGAACAGCUAUUAUCAAAGGCAGAGCCAAUCUGGAGCAAAUUGUGAUUUUUUUGGCACUGCAACCCUCAGUGAUAAGCCACCUGGCUCAGUUCCUGGAUCAUGUGUUUAUCAAUCUACACCUGGCAACACGGGUGGAAGCACUGGGACGGGAAACGGCACACCAACUAAUCCCGGGAUCAUCAACAACACGCCUUUCGGGUUUGGACCUGGACCGACAGGGGUUGGGAUUAACCCGGAUGGUAGCGCAGCGGCGACUCAUCAUAAACACUACGCGGCCCUUUUCACCCUAACACUUGUGUUUUCAAGCUUGAUAUGCCUAAGAGAUUGAGUGUAGGGGUUUGAGAAAUGGUUGAAAUUUUGCCAGAAAGGAGGCUUGGUUUUUACUGCAUUGUGAAAAUCACCUGCACUGAAGUCCCACUUGGACUUGUGUCUAUUUUCUUGUUCUUUUCUUGAAAAAAAAAAAAAAAGAAUUGGAUUCCCCUUUCCAAGUGGAAGUUGUUGUGGUGGUAGUGUUAGAUAGUGGUGGUCUGAUCUCUUCUUUUUGGAUUUUUUCUCCAUGUACAUCUAGAGAGUAGAGAAAAGGCUGUUGUGUUCUGUAUUUCUUUAUUUAAUUCUAAGCUCAAUUGCCUAUUGUAUUAUA
Messenger RNA from Ipomoea nil (Japanese morning glory), 1050 nucleotides. RefSeq names its product PLASMODESMATA CALLOSE-BINDING PROTEIN 3-like. NCBI's taxonomy places the organism in Eukaryota, Viridiplantae, Streptophyta, Magnoliopsida, Solanales, Convolvulaceae. The record is from RefSeq and is a predicted model, not a curated record. Bases 196 to 738 code for a protein of 180 amino acids. The transcript is spliced from 5 exons.